GCAUGCCCCAACGUAAACAUGAACAGCACAUGGGUGGGCACAGCUCCAGACACGGAAAUGGUAACCGCAACUAUUCAGCCAGUUAGUGGGGCUGUGGUGACCCAGAUACCCAUUUAUACUUUGAACGAGGUGGGGACGGACGCACUUCCGCUGACUGUUGGCUGCCAGUCGAUGCGGGUGAGGUGUCCGUCCUGCAAGGGUGAGGUUACCACCAGUCUGGUCACAUCCCCCACCCGCAAGACCCACCUGUGCGCCUUCACCUUGUAUAUCUGCUGCUGUUGGCCCUUUGUAUGCUUGCCCUAUUUCAUCAACUACUGCAAGAGUGUUCAGCACUACUGCCCUAACUGUGGAUGCCACAUAGGAAGCUAUGCAUUUUGAUGUGAUUGCUUUUUUUCACUGCCAGUCAGCAUUUACAUGUCCAGUGUUAUUAAAGACGAUACGAUAUAGGUAAAUUAAUUUAAAACGAAAAUAUAUCUUAACAAAUAAAUUAAAUUUGGUUAAUGUUUUUUAAUAUUUCGGAAGCAUAAUGGUGUAACAUCAUCACACCACUUUAAGUAAUAUUUAUGUUUAUAAAAAACUCAAUAGAAGAAUAUUAUCUUGAAGAUAAG
Drosophila eugracilis is the source of this 608-nucleotide messenger RNA. Its product is annotated as lipopolysaccharide-induced tumor necrosis factor-alpha factor homolog. The coding region runs from base 19 to 378 and encodes 119 amino acids. The record is from RefSeq and is a predicted model, not a curated record. The transcript has 2 exons. Lineage: Eukaryota; Metazoa; Arthropoda; Insecta; Diptera; Drosophilidae. Gene Ontology annotation, molecular function: zinc ion binding.